This is a messenger RNA of Salvelinus namaycush (lake trout), 3809 nucleotides long. RefSeq names its product transmembrane protein 132D. The transcript has 8 exons. The record is from RefSeq and is a predicted model, not a curated record. Bases 1 to 3291 code for a protein of 1096 amino acids. NCBI's taxonomy places the organism in Eukaryota, Metazoa, Chordata, Actinopteri, Salmoniformes, Salmonidae.
AUGCAGAAGCAGAAAAGGCCCAAGUUGGACAGUCAGGAGAUGUCAGACAACACCAAGAGCUCUCUGCCAUUUCCCGUGUUCCUUCCAGUCAACUACCAGGUGCGAGAUGCAGAUUGCUUCUUCCUCAAGGAGACCGGUCAGGACAUCAUGAGGAACUCCAGCCUGCAGACACAGACACAGCCAUUUGUCAUCCUGAGAGCCAGCCGGCCGCCUGUUGUCAACGUCAGCUAUGGGCCCCUGUCCAAAGAGCAGCCUGUCCCUCUAGACCUGAUCCAGUCUGUGCAGCUGUUCCGGGCCCCGGGGGUAUUCACCUAUAACUGGAAGGUUCAGUUCUUUGUGCUGACCCCCCAGGUUUACUCCUCCAUGCCCAAGGUGCGGGUGUUGUUCUAUGUGGCUGGGAGGGACUGGGACAGGGGAGAAGAGGGGUUAAAUGAUGAGUUGCCCUGUGUGAUGUUGUUUGCCUUCUGGCAGACCCAGGAGGUAAGGGGCUCCUGUGCCCUUGGAGGUCAGAGGGGCACCUGCAUGGCUGAGCUGGAGCCUGUAGCCAACUGGUUUAGUCCCGCAGCAGAGAGCUCUAGCCGGGAGAAGCUGUACCUAACAGAGGGCAACACAGUAGAGCUUUACUACCAGGCCCGGCCCAGUGCCUACGGGAAGUGCAGGGAGUGGGAUGGGGGCCGCUGGGGUAGCUCAGAGCAGCAGCAGCAGGCUGAGUACGUCCCUGUUACUCCAAUGCAGAGAAUCGGCAGUGUACGCCUCUUUCAGGUGCCCAAGGGAGCUGCAUCUCUGUCUCAACUCAAGCUGGGAAAGGCCGUUGUCAUUCAGACCUCCUCCAAACCCCUGAAGAAAGAUAUCGCCACUUUCAACAUCCUCACGACCAGCUCCUCCUCCCCGAAGAACUUCACUCUGCGGCUGGACAGCAGUCUACUGGAGGUCCUACAGAUGGACUUUGAGGUGGAGGAGCAGAGCAGCCAAUCAGACAGCCGGGUGAUCACAUGGCGCCUGGAGUUGCCCGCAUACACCAGGGAUGGGGGGAAGGAGGGUUCCAUGAAGAUCUACACCACCCAGAGAGACUUUGUGGGCCUGGCCACACUCGUCAUGGACACAGAGAUCCUGAACACGGCGGUGCUGACUGGGAAGAAGGUGGUGUUGCCUGUCAGGACUGUGGCUGUGGAGGAGGACGGGUCAGUCACUGACGUCUCAGACUUCACCAACUGCAGCUCCACUGAUGAGGACAUCCUGAAGGUGUCAGACAGGUGUGACUACGUGUUUGUGAAUGGGAAGGAGAUGAAGGGCAAGGUGAGGAUGAUGGUGAACUUCACCUACAGCUACCUGAGUGCCCAACUGGAGAUGAACGUGUGGAUCCCACGGCUGCCCCUCCAGAUCGAGGUGUCUGACACAGAGCUCAGCCAGAUCAAGGGAUGGAGGGUGCCCAUCAUGACCAACAAGAGGCUCAGCUGGAACAGUGAUGAGGAGGAGGAUAAAAAGGGUAAAGGCUGCAUGUUGCAGUUCCAGCAUGCCCUUGUGCGUGUGAUCACACACUUCAUAGCCGAGCAGUCGGACCCCCGGGAGCCCCAGGUCUACUUUCUGGGCUCAGACUGGCAGGUGGACGUCACCAGGCUUGUGCGCCAUUUCCUCAAGGUGGAGGACCCUCGCAUCGCCAGACUGCAGGCAGGCAGGGUGCUGUCAGGACAAGACAUGGGGACCACCUCCAUCCAGGUGUUCUCCCCCCUGUCUGACUCCCUCCUGGCAGAGAAGACGGUGACGGUAGUGAAUAACAAAGUGACCAUCACAGAGCUGGGAGUGCAGCUGGUCACCGGCCUGGCUCUGUCCCUGCAGCUCAGCCCAGGAAGCAACAGGGCCAUCCUCGCCACGGCAACCAUACAGGAAGUGCUACAGAGCCCCAAACAGGAGGCUGUGGUUAGUUCCUGGGUCCAGUUCAGCGAUGGCUCCCUGACCCCUCUGGACAUUUAUGACCCAGCCUACUACCGUGUGACACUGACCUCUCUGGACCAGGGCGUGGUGUCGGUGCAGGGCUCCCCGCCUGCAGUGGUGGCGGAGGGCGAGGGGCAGGGUGUGCUGGUCAGGGUGGAGAUGGCCAUCUGUGAGGCUUGCCAGAAGUCCAAACGGAAGAGCUCGCUGGCCGUGGGCAGCGGCAGCCUCAAGGUCAAGUUCCAGGUCAACAGCCGGCGCUUUUCCAGCAAUAGUAGCAACAACAGUAGCAGCAGUAGUGGAGGUGGGGUUGGCAGUGGCAGCAGUAAGGACAGCAGCAGUGACUAUGGGAAUGAUGGGGAGGAGGUGGACAGUGAGAGGAAACAGCAGCAGCCCCAGCAGCCCCUGCCCAGCAGCUCAGCCUCAGAGCGGGAGGAGAGCGCCAUGCGCAAGGUCACCACAACAGCCAAAUCCAGUGAGCCAGACGCCGCUCCGUGGAGCAUGACCAGCGGUGGCAGCAGCCAGGGCGGAAUGGGCAGGGCGAGUGAAUCAGGAAGUUUCUUAAAUGCUGCAACCAUCAACAGUCCUGCCAGACCCAUCAAUGACAGUGAUGUCAGCAGCCCUAGUGACUAUGGCACAGCUGAGGGGACAGACAAUGGGCUAAUUGGAGGUAUAGGUAGUGUUGCAGUCAGUAGCACUGUGAAGACACUUGGUAACCUGAUCAACUACAAUAACUUCCCCUCUCAGGUGGAGGUGCCUGACCAGGAGCGAGUCGAGGUGGACAUGGGCAAUGAGGAAAUGCUGUCUAACCGGCCUCUCUCAGACUUGGAGAUCGGCAUGUACGCUCUGCUGGGAGUCUUCUGCCUGGCCAUCCUGGUCUUCUUGGUGAACUGCAUCUCUUACGUAGUAAAGUUCAGACACAAACAUCCCUCCUCUCAUGGCCAGGAGCCCACGGGGCACAAGCACGACUGGGUGUGGCUGGGCACUGAUGCAGAGCUGGUGAUGAACGUGCCUGGCACUCCCCUCCAGCAAGACGACCACAGCACCACAACAGUCAUAGACAUUGGGCCUGAUAAGACUGCCUCUCUGCCCAGGCAGCCCAGCUGCCUAGCCUCCUCCAGACCCUCCUCUCCUUUGGUCUGUGGGGGCUCCCUCGGGGCCAAGCCCAUGAACCGCACUGAGUCCCUCCACUCCCCCACAAGCAAGAGGAAGAGGGUGCAGUUCACCACCUUUGCCUCUCUGGACCGUGAGCACUCCCCACACCUCCCCAGAGAGAACGGCCAUGGCAUCCACUGGGUGGGGAAGGAGGAGAACUAUGUUGAACCCCAAGUGCCCAUGACAGAACCUGUGGAACAUUUAUAAUACAUAAAGGGACCGUUUCACCCCAACUGUGGGUGUGUAUGUGGCUUUGAUUGCCUCAAUGCCUUUAUUUAUGGAUAAAAGCAGACACAACAUAAGGAGCAUCACCACAAGUGGUUAUACUUAUUCAUUAUCUGUGGUUAGUUUUAAAUAUCUGUCAAGGCGUCUUACAUGUAAAUAUCUCAGAUGCUUUGUGAGAGACAUUUUUUGUAUUAGAUAUUAGAGAAAACACUGUGAAUACGUGUGAGGAUGCUUCUCAUCAACCGACUGAUGGCACUUUGUGUGGUGGAGAGGAUAAAACGUUUGACUCAGGCCAGUUGAAAUAUCUUUUUUUACAAAAAAACACAGAGGGUCUUGUUGCAUGUGAAAAAUGUAAUCAUCUUACCUUUUACACUCACAUGGUGGUACCCCCUAAAGCAGGGAUCAUCAACUAGAUUCAGCCACCGGACAAUUCUUUUCUUUGUAGAAUGCAAAUUGACCGCAAGAAGCCAAAACAGAUAUAAUAUUUGACUAUAGCAUAA